Messenger RNA from Entamoeba histolytica HM-1:IMSS, 1122 nucleotides. RefSeq lists its product as uncharacterized. Bases 1 to 1122 code for a protein of 373 amino acids. The transcript has a single exon. NCBI's taxonomy places the organism in Eukaryota, Evosea, Mastigamoebida, Endamoebidae. The record is from RefSeq and is a predicted model, not a curated record.
AUGUCACUUCACCGAAUUAUUAUUCGUGAUAUUAGAAAUAGAAGUCAAAAUACUUAUGAAGUUUCUCCUCAAAUGACCGUUGAUGAAUUGAUUCACAAAAUGGACCUACACCCAACAUUUGGACUUUCAUAUCAAAAUAUUAUCUUAGAAACAAAUCGACCACUAUCUUAUUAUAAUUUUGAAAAUGAUACGUUAUUAUAUGUAUGUCCAACACCUCGUACAAAUGUGAUUUCUCAAAUCUUGCCUGAAUUUGCUGAAUUAUCACAAAGUGGUGAUUUGCUCAUUCCGUUCAUCGAAAAUUUGAUUAAUCAAAAUGCAGAAGUUCUUGAAGCACUCCAAACCACUGGUCAUCCUGUCAAUUUUAGAAUCUCAAUCCGUUCCAACCAAAAUGGUCAACCUACAACAAGAACUUUUCAUGUUCAACGACAACCUUCUACUCACACAUCACUUCCAGGAACUCAAGUAUCAACACGAGUCCAACAAACACAAAAUGGAACUCGAAUGAAUAUCCAACGUCAAGAUACACAACCACGUCAAAACCUUAAUCAACUUUUGAACAAUGAAAUAUUUAGAUCAGUGAUUAGAAGGUCUCAACAAGAACAUUAUGAAGAACGGUAUGAUGUUGACUAUAAUACAGCAAUGGCAUUUGUUCAAUCUUGGUUAAAUGUUACUUCUCAAAAUCUUUCAAGGACUCAAACAGUUUUUAAUGCAUUUGUUAAUUUACUAAAUAACCCAAGAAUUGUUUUAUCCCAAAGUACUUUUGGUCAAGUUACUUCUCUUAUGAGAACUCUUGCAGACUAUCUUAAUCAUACAGCUUCAGUUAUGGAAAAUGAAUUUUCUCAACGACAGAAUGAACACUCUAGAAGAGUUCCAAAUGAACAAAUAGGAAGCGAAUAUUUAAGAAGUGAAGUUAUUAACCAAGAAGAAGAUUUGCUUUGGAGUGCCUUUGAAGAAACACUUACUGAAGAAGCUAGUCUUAACGAAAUACAAGUUAUGGAAAAUUCUAUUAAUGAAAUUAAUACAUUAAAUAAUUAUAUUAUAAGAAAUAAUGAAAAUGAAAUAUUAAUAAAUGAAGAUACUCCUUUAGAACAAAUAAAUAUGAUUAUUGACCAAUUAAAAUAA